Molecule: messenger RNA, 1389 nt
Organism: Malassezia vespertilionis
Lineage: Eukaryota; Fungi; Basidiomycota; Malasseziomycetes; Malasseziales; Malasseziaceae
Gene: HAP2
Product: Transcriptional activator
Exons: 2
Coding region: 1-1389 (462 amino acids)
Biological process (GO): regulation of transcription by RNA polymerase II
Cellular component (GO): CCAAT-binding factor complex
Molecular function (GO): RNA polymerase II cis-regulatory region sequence-specific DNA binding; DNA-binding transcription factor activity, RNA polymerase II-specific
Source: RefSeq, a predicted model, not a curated record
AUGUCGGAGCCACAAAGCGGCAGCGGGCUGGGGUCCGCCUCCGCACUGGGCAGUGGCUUUCCACUAGGGCCCAUCUUGGGCGGUACUGGGAUGCGCCAGGGCGAGUCUAACCCGAUGUACUACAACCAAAACACACAUGCAUUCUACGCGGGCCACCACGCGCAGCCAGGGACGCCCCCACAGCGCGGGCAGCCCGGAGAUUCGGCGUACGUCAAUGGACACCUCGUGCCCUACCUAAACCAGCACGCCAGUGGCGACGCGGGCGAACUCGGCGCCGGCGCGUCGCAGCUCGACGCCUUUUACAUCCAGCAGUCCGCAAAUUCGUUUGGGAUGCCGCUCGAUGUCGGCGAUGUCGGCGCGUACGGCCACCCUGGCUCGGGGCUCCCUUUGCGCGGCGCCCCCAAUAUGCAAGGCUGGGCCGCUCCGUCGCGCCAGUCGCCGGCCGUCGCGCCGCAAGAGGGCACGCAAGAGGAGCAGGAUAUGCUGCACAGCCAUGGAUACGCGCCUGCCAUGAGCGGCCGCGCGGUCCCGGGCGCGCUCUACGCGCGCCACGACGCACAGCGGCAGAUGAUGAUGGAGCAGGACGCGGCGGCGCGUGCGGCGCGCGGUGCGCCGCUCCCCAAACGCCGCCGCACAAGUCCGGUGCCGUUUGGCGAUAACAGCGCUGAUUUCCUCUCGCGGUUCCGAGGCCAGGCGCAAGGCGCGCCCGGCGCUAGGCACAUUGUCCGUCCGGGAAUGCCGGGGCGGCGCGACAUGGACGGGGGCGAGGGCCUCGCGGACCUGCUUCCCCAUGCGGAGGAAGGUGCCUCGAGCGACUUUACCUGGAUUCUUGGCCCCGAGGAUGCGCAGCACCGCGCCGCGCAGCCGUUUGGGAUUGCCGACGCUGCCGCGUACUAUCGCCACGGCGCGAUGGGCCAUCCUGGCCACGGGAUCCGCCUCGAUAUGCCGGGGAUGCCUGUCGGCCACCACUCUAUGGACCCGAGCAAAGGCAUGGCGCCGCUUCGCUCGCAUGCGCCCAAUUCGGAUGACGAGCCGCUGUAUGUAAACGCAAAACAGUACCAGCGGAUAUUAAAACGCCGCGCUGCGCGUUCACGCAUGGAAGAAAAGCGGCGCCAGCUAUGGAUGCUUGCUGUGAAGCAGCGCGAGGAGCAGAAGACGGGGGGCGCGACAGAUAUUAACGCCGAGUGGGUCUCGGGCAUCCUCAGCCUCGACGAAGAUGCAAAGAAGCCGUACCUGCACGAGUCUCGCCACAAACAUGCAAUGCGCCGCCCGCGUGGUCCGGGCGGCCGGUUCCUUACCACAGAGGAGAUCAAGAAGCGCGACGAAACUGCCGCAAAGGAGGCCCUCGCAGACGCACCCAGCGGCGCCUCUCCAGCACCGACACAGUAA